Molecule: messenger RNA, 1987 nt
Organism: Mizuhopecten yessoensis (Yesso scallop)
Lineage: Eukaryota; Metazoa; Mollusca; Bivalvia; Pectinida; Pectinidae
Product: multiple inositol polyphosphate phosphatase 1-like
Exons: 4
Coding region: 53-823 (256 amino acids)
Molecular function (GO): metal ion binding; inositol phosphate phosphatase activity; acid phosphatase activity
Source: RefSeq, a predicted model, not a curated record
GACUAUCCACCAAUAUUACAAUAUUGUUAUAUUGUUGUUUGUAGGUGAGAUUAUGACUAUCUAUCAAUAUUACAGUAUUGUUGUAUUGUUGUUUGUAGGUGAGAUUAUGACUAUCCACCAAUAUUACAGUAUUGUUAUAUUGUUGUUUGUAGGUGAGAUUAUGACUAUCCACCAAUUUUGUAGUAUUGUUAUAUUGUUGUUUGUAGGUGAGAUUAUGACUAUCCACCAAUUUUGUAGUAUUGAAUUGGCCACGUUCAAUGCCUCUGCCUGGUGUUCCGUCUUUACUGAAGAAGAUCUGGAAGUGAUCGACUACGAACAUGAUCUAUAUAACUACUGGAGGAAAUCCUAUGGGCACGUGAUCAACAGCGAAAUUACUUGUCCAAUGUUUGUCGAUGUGUUUCGAAACAUGGACAAAGCCAUCCAGGCGGAUAGAGAAGGACAUAGUUACACUGUGGGCACGUUUAGAUUUGGACACGCCGAGACCCUACUUCCCAUCUACAGCGCUCUCUCGCUAUUCCGCGACAACGUUCCUCUCUUGGCAAGUAACUACAACCUCCACCGUAAACGGAAGUACAGGAGCAGUAACAUCUCGCCAUUUGCUGGCAACAUAUAUCCGGUCCUGUACAAGUGCGGCGAUGAUCUCGGCGACCUAUACGUGAAAAUGUUCGUGAACGAGGUAGAUCAUCCGUUAUCUGCAUGUGGCAAUAAUCUUUGUCCCUACUAUCUGCUAAAGAGCGUCUACAGUGACGCAAUAAACAACUGUAGGUUUAACUCGCUCUGUCACAAUGUCCACUCGACCAUACCGUCACCUGUGGUGGGAUAAGGGAAUCGUCCGCCAUGGUGAACACUUAUAUAGGAAUUAUAUCGUUUCAGUGAGUAAAAAACAUUGACAAUUUUGUUGAGUCCAUGUAUUUGUUUUAUUUCUGUACAGACAUUUACCGUCACCGUUAUUAUUACUGCAUAAGAAACAUUUAUAAAACAUGAAUCGUUGAGUAUAUUAUUUGAAAGUCGAAAUUAGAUAUGUUUAAUUACGUUUGAAUUUUGUUUAUUUUGAUUUGCUCUCCGCAUCGACAUACUAUUUUUUUCAAAUAUAUACUUUCUGCUUCGUACUCCUAAAGCUUAUUUAUAAAACAAUAAAACAGUAACAGAAUAGGCAAUAUAACAUAUUUAAAAUAGUAGCAAAAUAAACCAUACACAGCUUAUUUAUGAUAGUAACACAACAGAUAAUACAACCUAUGUGUAAUAGCAACACAAUAAGCUUUUUUUUUUCAAUUUCAAACUAUUUUAUUCACAAUACAUAUAUAAUGCAUUUAAAUAUUUAUGCAUGCGAUACAGCAUUGUUAAAAGAAUCGGACAACAGGCUAAGCCUAUAUCAGGUUUCUUCUACAUAUAUUUCCAGUUAGACAUUAAUAAGCAUUACAACAUAUAAUUCAGUAACUAAGUUACAAAACUGUCAAAAGUAGACUUUACAACAGCAUAUGUUAAAUAGUAACACAACAGACAAUACAAAUAUAGCAACUCGUUCAUAAUAGUAACACAACAGACAAUACAAAUAUAACAACUCGUUCAUAAUAGUAACACAACAUACAAUACAAAUAUAGCAACUCGUUCAUAAUAGUAACACAACAGACAAUACAAAUAUAGCAACUCGUACAUAAUAGUAACACUACAGACAUUACAAAUAUAGCAACUCGUUCAUAAUAGAAACACAACAGACAAUACAAAUAUAGCAACUCGUACAUAAUAGUAACAAAACAGAUAAUAAAAAUAUCGCAACUCGUUCAUAAUAGUAACACAACAGACAAUACAAAUAUAACAACUCGUUCAUAAUAGUAACACAACAGACAAUACAAAUACAGCAACUCGUUCAUAAUAGUAACACAACAGACAAUACAAAUAUAGCAACUCGUACAUAAUAGUAACACAACAGACAAUACAAAUAUAGCCACUCGUUCAUAAUAGUAACACAACAGACAAUACAAAUAUA